Zalophus californianus (California sea lion) is the source of this 3363-nucleotide messenger RNA. Its product is annotated as melanoma-associated antigen 8-like. The coding region runs from base 1847 to 2851 and encodes 334 amino acids. Gene Ontology annotation, biological process: negative regulation of transcription by RNA polymerase II. Lineage: Eukaryota; Metazoa; Chordata; Mammalia; Carnivora; Otariidae. Gene Ontology annotation, cellular component: nucleus. The transcript has 3 exons. The record is from RefSeq and is a predicted model, not a curated record.
AGAAACCCACCUUGCAAGAACACUUAAGCAAAAAUCACACAUAUAGCAGCAAACAUCCUAAAUAAAUGUAUGCAUAUUUAACAUAGUAGUGAAUUAAAUGGACAAUAGGCUGUGCCCAAUGAACACAAAUAUGCCCUAACAUUGGAAAAAUCUUUCAACUCUAUUUAUCUACAUUAACAAAAUAAUGGAACUAAAAAUAUAUGAUCACAAAUGGGUACAGAAAAAUCCUUUGAAAGAUAUUCAACACUAGAUAAUGGAAAAAACUUGGAUCAGAGUAAGAUGAGAAAGGAAUUCCCUUUUUCAUUUCUGUGCAACUAAAACUACCCUUAAAAAAAUGAAGUCUUGAAAAACACACAGAGAAUCAACAACAAUGUCUGAACAAUAAAAUAGGAGAAAGCCCUGGGGAAAACUGAAAACUGCUGAGCUGGUAUAUCUGUUUGGGUUGGGGACUCAGGUCACAUCAGGGAUGUGGGGACGGAAUAUAGGCUGCAUAAAUGCAGACGACGGGAUUGAUAGGGGGACCAAUUUUCAACUUAUGCUUCUGCUUCCCUGCACAAAUCUGAGGCAGGAUCUCAGAGCACGUGUGACGGUAGCCCUGGGGUAAUAAAAGGACACAGGGAAAGGUGGGAUGAAUGAGGCAUUUGACUCCAGAGUCUGUGCUAAUAACCACCUGAAAGAAUCUUAGUGGUAAGGAAUGCCCAUUCAAAAAAUUAUUUAAAUAGAAUAUAAAGAAUCAACCUGAAAUACAAUAGCGAGUAUCAAAGCAAAUCAUAUAGUAAGACAAGGUAUUUUUUUCAUAAAGUAUAUAAACACUCUACAGAUAUAUAAAUACAUAAUUAUAAACACAUAAAGUGAACUGAUAUGUACAUAUAUAUGUCUAUGUCCAUAUCUAUGUGAUAUGCACAUACAUGUGUAUUUAAACACAUAUAAUCUACACACCUUAUAUAUAAGUAUAUAGUACAAAAGCUAAGUACAGAUGGACAGUGUAUUUCUAACGAUGAUGGAGCGUGACUAAGGACAACUCGCUGCAGCAGACCCUACAAGAGUGGAUAACCCUAAAAACGUCGGACCUAGCCCCAAACCUCCUGCAGCUGCUCAGGCUCUUCAGGAAACUCAAUCUUUAACAGAAUGUUUCUGAAGUCGGGCUGCUGGCCAAGGGACCCCUCGGGAAGGACAGAUUCUCCUCUGACGCUCCCGGGGUCAAAUGCACUACAGCUUCACGUCAGGCAACCGUCCCAUGACUGCGUGUGUCACACAAGGGUAGAGGAGGGCCUCCUGGGUGAAGACUGAGGGGUCACACGUCCCAGAACACUGGGGGCCACCGAACUCCGCUGUGUCCCUGCCAGCGGCCCUGAGAGAACCCGGACCCUGUGAGCAGGCGAGGCACAAGCCCGGCAAACCAUCCCUCAAGUGCUCAGUGAUGUCGGACACUGAGAGCCUUGGUCUAAGGGGCACAGACUCGGGGCUGCAGAGUGCGGGGGCUCCAUCCUACCAGAGUCCAGGGGAGGAGCCCAGGGAGGACCGAGGGACCCCGGCCCGCCCGCUCCCCUCUCCUGCCCCACGUAGCCCACCCCGGAACCCAUCUGCGCCCCACGUGCUGGCACCCUAAGGGACCCCUUCCUGUGGGGUCCGGAUGUGACGAGCGCCGACUUCCGCCUCGGAGGCCUGAGAGACGCCGGGACCUCCGUGAGUGGGAGGACGGGUCUCGGUCGGGAGACGCCAGGCGUGCAGGGGCUUCCAGAGCUCAGAGUCGAAGCCUAGGUCCGAGGCAGGAGCCUCUAAGGUCCCAGAGCAGGGGAGGUGCAGGUGAGUGCCAGUGGUCAAGGGUCAGCCCGACACAAACGCCAUGCCCCUGGGUCAGAGGGGUGAGCUCUGGAAGCUGGAGGAAGACCCGGGCCCGGCCCAGGGCCUGGUGGAGGCACAGCUGGCAGGGGCUGGGGAGGAGGAGGUCCCCCGCGCCCCCUCCUCCUUCUCCGCUUCGGCCUCCUCCCAGUCCGAGGCCACAUCUGGCUCCUGCUCUGCUCUGUUUCUGGUCCCCUCAGAGGAGGGGUCUGCUGCUGGGUUCCAGAGGCGUCCCCAGAGCUCUCUGAGUGCCCGCCCCUCCCCCACUGCCCAGGCAGCCACUGCCUGCAGCCAGCCUGACCAGGGCUCCAGCAGCUCCGAUGAGGAGGGGACGAGCCCCUUCGUGGAGCCCGAAGAACCCCAGCCGGGGCUCCAAAACCUACUCCAGGGGAAGCUGGCCGAGCUGGUGGAGUUCCUGCUCCUCAAGUAUCACACCAAGGAGCCGACCAGCCAGGCAGAGAUGCUGGAGAUCGUCGGUAAGGAUGCCCAGGAUGCCUUCCCUGUGAUCUUGGGCCAGGCCUCUGAGUGCAUGCAGCUGGUCUUUGGUAUGGAUGUGAAGGAAGUGGACCCCAGCGACCACUCCUACGUCCUGGUCCCCGUCCUGGGCCUCACCUAUGAUGGGAUGCUGAGCGGUGAGGAGGGAGUGCCCAAGACCGGCCUCCUGGUGGUGCUCCUGGGGGUGAUCCUCCUGCAUGGCGACCAUGCCCCCGAGGAGGAGGUGUGGGAAACGCUGGGGGUCAUGGGGGUGUAUGCCGGCCAGGAGCACGUCAUCUACGGGGAGCCCAGGGAGCUCCUCACCAAGGUCUGGGUGCAGGAAGGGUACGUGGAGUACCGGCAGGUGCCCGGCAGCGACCCUGCCCGCUACGAGUUCCUGUGGGGUCCCAGGGCCCACGCCGAAACCAGCAAGUUGCAAAUGCUGGAGUAUUUGCUCCGGGUCAGGUGCGGGCAGCCGGCUUCCUCCCUGGCCCUGUCUGAAGAGGCUGUGAGAGAUGAGGAAGAGGGGGCCUGAGCCCCGGGGUCCACCAGGCCCUUUCCAGGCUUUGCUGGGUUCGGCAGCCUCUCCCGCGGGGUGCUGGGCAUGAAGUGAGGCCGCUUGCUGGUUCUUCCCUGUGUGUGUGUUUGUGUGUGCGCGUCAAGUCAGAGCCCUGGGCGUUUUAAGGAAUGCAGGGCCAGGGAGGGUUGGGAGAAGAAAGCAGGGCAAGGAGCCUCCUGGGGGUGGGGGGGGUUGUUUCCUGGGAUGACUCCCACAUCCAGAGCUUGGUGUCCUUGUGGAAGCUCUCCUGUGGGAUUCCUUGCCAUAGAAGGUUUCAGCCACUUCGGGGGCUGACUGUGUGAGUACCAUCCACUCCGCAGCAUUUGUUCUUACCCAGUUCAAGAGUUAAGAGUUUUAUCAUAUACCCGGGGCGCCUGGGUCCUCUGUUGUUUAAGCAUCUGCCAUCGGCUCAGGUCAUGAUCUCAGGAUCCUGGGAUCGCACCCCACAUGGGGCUCCCCGCUCGGUGGAGACCCUGCUUCUCUCUCUC